GGUUGGUAAGGUCGGGCCAUGGUGGGGCAGAGGUUGGGAAGAUGGCGUGGCGCGGCUGGGCACACAGAGGAUGGGGCUGUGGCCAGGCGUGGGCUCAGCCGGCGGGCGGCCGCAGCUGCGAGGAGCUCACUGCGGCCCUGGCCCCGCCGCGACUGCUUGGACGCAGGUUUAACUUUUUUAUUCAGCAAAAAUGUGGAUUCAGAAAAGCACCCAGGAAGGUUGAACCUCGAAGAUCAGACACAGGAACAAGUGGUGAAGCAUACAAGAGAAGUGCUUUGAUUCCUCCUGUAGAAGAAACAGUCUUUUAUCCUUCUCCCUAUCCUGUAAAGACCCUUGUAAAGCCCUUGUUUUUUACUGUUGGGGUAAGUGCUUAUGUCACUAGGAGUUACCUACCUUGCUGCUGUAGUGGUGAAAUAUUGUCUUAUGAAUUUGAGAACAUGAAUUUAAUAAUUGCUAUUAUUAAUGUGACUUAUUUCCCAGGUGUUAUUUCCAAUUUUGUCAGUUAUGUAUGUAAAGUCGCCACAGGAAGAUAUGGACCAUCACUUGGUGCAUCAGGCGCGAUCAUGACCGUGCUUGCUGCUGUCUGCACGAAGAUCCCGGAAGGGAGGCUCGCCAUUAUCUUCCUUCCAAUGUUCACAUUCACAGCAGGGAAUGCCCUAAAAGCCAUUAUUGCCAUGGAUACAGCAGGAAUGGUCCUGGGAUGGAAAUUUUUUGAUCAUGCGGCACAUCUUGGGGGAGCGCUCUUUGGAAUAUGGUAUAUUACUUACGGUCAUGAACUCAUUUGGAAGAACAGGGAACCUCUAGUGAAAAUUUGGCAUGAAAUGAGGACUAACAGCCCCAAAAAAGGAGGCGGCUCUAAGUAAAACUGGGAUUGGAUGAGACUGGUGCGUGUGGCCCCUGCUGCCUGGAGAGCCCCAGGAACACGUCGGCCCUGGAGCGACCACAUCUUUGCUCCUGCCUGGAAGACACCCGGCAUCUAGCUUUCCCAGUAUUUUAAACUCUGUCCCCAGUACAUGUCUUAUUAGAAAGUGAAUUAUGACAAAGUUGUGAAAUAAAGGUUUCUAUCUCUAGUUUGUA
This is a messenger RNA of Leptonychotes weddellii (Weddell seal), 1077 nucleotides long. The record is from RefSeq and is a predicted model, not a curated record. NCBI's taxonomy places the organism in Eukaryota, Metazoa, Chordata, Mammalia, Carnivora, Phocidae.